UUGGAGGAGGGCCCUGGCAGAUUCACAUGGGCGAAUGCGGGGCGUUGCAUGCACUAUGCACAUACAACGGAAUGACUGAAUGAUAAUAUAACGAGUCCUCCUGCUGGCUCAGUUCAAGCCCUGCUGGUGCUGAGGGCUGUUCAGAGCCAACAGCUGCAGAGACCAAAUUUCCUCAAAGUCUCACGCCUCCAUCGACCCCACUGGCGGAGGCAGCGACGGUUAUUGCUGCUGCUGGGUACGUAGCGCCUACGACAGGAGCAAAGGCGGGCCCAGAGUCUUAACCGAGCCUCGCGUCGCCCGCCGUGGCUUGGGCAGAAAGAUCGGCUGGGUCUAGUGGAAGGAUGUGCGCUGCGCGGAAACGGGGCGCGGGAAAUUCUCUCGCCGGCUUCAGACGGGAUGCCGGGGAUGCCGACGCAAAUGCGGCGAGAGUGCCUCAGGGCCUGAUCCGGACGGCUCGAAAGAGCGGCCAGCUAAACCUUUCUGGACGGGAGCUGACUGAAGUACCUCUUCAUGUAUGGCGUAUAAAUUUGGAUACCCCAGAAGAGGACCAGAAUCUCUCUUUUGGUGCUGCUGAUCGAUGGUGGGAGCAAACAGAUCUCACCAAACUAAAUUUAUCUUCAAACAAACUGCUGUGUAUUUCUGAUGAUGUGAAACUCUUGCCUGCUCUCACAGUGCUGGAUGCACAUGAUAAUCAACUGACAUCUCUUCCACCUGCUUUAGGAUCACUGGAAAACCUUCAGAAACUUAAUAUGAGUCAUAAUAAACUGAAAGACAUACCAGUGGAACUGAUGCAGCUAAAGCACUUAAGAAGUCUGCUUCUACAGCAUAAUGAACUGAGUCACUUGCCAGAUGAAUUUGGACAACUUGUCAGUUUGGAAGAAUUAAAUAUUUCCAACAACAACAUUGCUAAUAUCCCUACAAGUUUUGCUUUUCUUACAAGUUUGGUUCAUCUCAAUUUGGCUUGCAAUCAGCUGAAAAGUCUACCUGCAGAAAUCAGUUCAAUGAAAAGUUUAAGACAGCUUGAUUGCACUAAAAACAACUUAGAAGCUAUUCCUCCUGAACUGGCCAAUAUGAAGUCGUUGGAACAACUUUAUCUAAGGAGAAAUAAAUUGUGUCACCUGCCAGUCCUCCCUUCAUGUACAUUUUUAAAGGAGUUGCAUGUUGGUGAAAAUCAGAUUGAAGCUUUAAGUGCUGAACACCUCAAGCAUCUGAAUUCUUUGUGUGUGUUGGAACUUAGAGACAAUAAGUUAAAAUCAUUGCCUGAUGAAAUUACUCUGCUACAAGGGCUAGAGCGACUAGACCUGUCUAACAAUGAUAUCAGUAGUCUUCCAUAUAAGCUAGGAAACUUGUCUCACUUGAAUUUCCUGGCACUGGAAGGAAACCCUUUAAGAACAAUCCGAAGAGAUGUUCUACAGAAAGGAACACAAGAAAUCAUGAAGUACCUUAGAAGUAAAAUACAAGAUGAUGUAACUAGUUCAAAUGGAGAAUUGUCUGUGACAGCAAUGACUCUGCCAAGUCAAUCAAAGAUUAAUAUGCAUGCUAUAACUGCUUUAAAAACAUUAGACUAUAGUGAGAAACAGGUAGCUGUAAUUCCAGAUGAAGUAUUUAAUGCCAUUGGAAACAAUCCAGUCACCACCGUAAACUUCAGCAAGAAUCAUCUGUCUGAAAUUCCAGUAAGAAUUGUGGAGCUAAAAGAAUCUGCCUGCGAUAUCAAUUUUGGUUUCAAUAAGCUCUCUUCUAUUUCCCUGGAGCUCUGUAUGCUUCACAAGCUAGCACAUUUGGAUGUCAGAAAUAACAGUCUGACAUCAUUGCCUGAUGAAAUGGAAGCACUGACAAGAUUGCAAAUAAUUAAUCUUGCUUUUAACAGAUUUAAAAUAUUUCCAAGUGUCCUCUAUCGCAUUCCAACCCUUGAAGCAAUCCUUCUUGGUAAUAAUCAAGUUGGGUCCCUGGACCCUCUGCAGAUAAAGAAUAUGGACAAGCUUGGAACCCUAGAUCUUCAAAAUAAUGAUCUCUUGCAAGUACCGCCAGAGCUUGGGAAUUGUUUCAAUCUCAGGACACUUUUGCUGGAAGGCAAUCCUUUCCGGACUCCUCGAGCAGCUAUUCUUGCCAAGGGGACAGUUGCUGUGCUUGAAUAUCUGAGAAGCAGAAUUCCUACUUGAUUAAGUAUAUUUUGUUUGCACUGAAAUGUGUGCAGGAUCUUGCUCUCCAAAGCAUGGAGAUUGUGGUCCUUAUGAAUAGAAACUUGUUGUUUGGAUUAUCAUGAGCCCAAAGUGCACAUGAUGAAGUUACUUUAAGGAUUGAUUAAUAAUGGACUUUUUAAAGACUAUCCUCAAGUACAUGUGUGUAUGAAGAAAUGUAAGUUGUUUUUUAAGUUGGCUUUUCAGGGGGUUUUCCUGGCAUUUUGUUUCUCUUUUUAUGUACGCUUUUCAUUUUAAAUGGUUCUGAGUGAUUUAUUCUUUUCAUGGUGUUUUAAAUUGUGAUUGUAAGCUGCCUUGAGUUGUGUGAGAAAGGUCGGAGGAGCAUUAAAAAAACCACAAAUUUA
Hemicordylus capensis (graceful crag lizard) is the source of this 2542-nucleotide messenger RNA. RefSeq names its product leucine rich repeat containing 40 (gene LRRC40). The coding region runs from base 342 to 2159 and encodes 605 amino acids. The record is from RefSeq and is a predicted model, not a curated record. Lineage: Eukaryota; Metazoa; Chordata; Lepidosauria; Squamata; Cordylidae. The transcript is spliced from 15 exons. Gene Ontology annotation, molecular function: protein binding.